This is a messenger RNA of Brassica oleracea var. oleracea, 1073 nucleotides long. RefSeq names its product ethylene-responsive transcription factor ERF086-like. Bases 87 to 1073 code for a protein of 328 amino acids. The transcript has a single exon. Gene Ontology annotation, biological process: regulation of DNA-templated transcription. The record is from RefSeq and is a predicted model, not a curated record. Lineage: Eukaryota; Viridiplantae; Streptophyta; Magnoliopsida; Brassicales; Brassicaceae. Gene Ontology annotation, molecular function: DNA-binding transcription factor activity; DNA binding.
AAAAAAAAAACUUAAUUCAUCAUAACACCUCUUCAACCAAAACCCUAAAAGAAGGCUCCCUUCAAAAAAUCCAUUUCUUCAUCAUCAUGUCAACUUCCAAAACCUUAGAUCAUAUUAAGCCCUAUGAAACAUCCCAAACUCAAAUGGGGUUUGCUAUAAUCAACCAGAACACAGCCACCACCACAACGACCACAACCGGAGAGAGACGAGGCCGGAGAUCAAAGCAAGCAGAGCCAGGGAGGUUCCUAGGAGUCAGGAGACGUCCAUGGGGUCGUUACGCAGCUGAGAUAAGAGAUCCAACCACCAAAGAACGUCACUGGCUUGGCACUUUUGACACUGCUCAUGAAGCCGCUCUUGCCUACGAUAGAGCAGCUCUUUCGAUGAGAGGCACUCAAGGUCGAACUAACUUCGCCUACACUCCAACUGAUGUUCACACCAUCCUCACAAACCCUAAUCUCCACUCUCUCAUUGUCUCUCCUUACAACAACAACCAAUCUUUCUUACCAAACUCUUCUCCACAGUUUGUCAUUGAUCACCAUCCUCAUUAUCAAAACUAUCAUCACCAUCAGCAACCUAAACAUAUACCCACCGUUUCUUUCAAAACUCCCGUUCGUCAUCAAAACGCAUAUAUUCAAGCGUUUUGCUCUAGUCCUCAAAACUCGUCUUCUAACGGCUCGUUAUCUUCUUCACUAGACGAAGAACACAACUUCUUUUCUUUCGAUGGAAGUAACUCCAGUAACAACUCGGGUUACUUGGACUGCAUUGUCCCAAACCAUUGCCUUAAACCACCUUUGGAAACCACCACUACCCAAAGUCAAACCGGAGCUGAUUUCACAACUCCUGCAAGCAAGGCCUCUGACUCAUACGGAGGGUUUAAUAAUAGUUCCUUUGAAGAUGGUGAUAUGAUGAAUCAUCACGAGUUUGGUUCGUGUGAUCUUUCUGCCAUGAUUACUAACUAUGGUGCUGCCGCUUCAAUGUCAAUGGAGCCGCAAGAUUUCUCUUCUGCGUCUUCUUCUUCUGUCGCUGCUUUUGGAGAUGUUUCAGACACUACAGGCUUCUACUCGCUCUAUUAG